AUGUCUGGACCUGAGGAAAGGGGUGGCAGAGGUGCUGGUGGCAGUGGAGAAGCUCAAGCUCAAGGCCAACCCCGUGAUUCAGCCAUGGCGCCCAUGCAACCAAGUCUUGGCCCACCUAGGGAUGAGCCUAGGGUGUUUGGGCUUGACAAGUUCAACGGUGACGACUUUGCUGAAUGGUCCUUCAAGAUGGAGAACAUCUUUGACCACUAUGACCUGCUGGAGGUGAUGGAAGGAACGGAGAAGCGCCCCGAGAACGACCCGGAGAAGAGCCCGUGGGUGCGGAAGAGCGCACAAGGCUAUCUCUUACUUGGGCAAGCGUUGGGGAGCAGUCAGAUCCGUCACAUCAAGCCAUUCCAGCGUGAACCAGAGAAAGGACCAAAGGCAUGGGCUGCUCUCAAGGGUGUACAUGCUCCUGCAACAGCAGCGGUAGCGGUGGUGCUGGAACGGCAAAUGGCGGCACUACGAAUUGAAGAAGACGAAGCGGUUGAAGAAGGGGUGCAGAAAUUCUUCGACUUGUUGACGCGGCUUGAGGGAGCUGAUUUGAACUACAGUGAGCUCCAAAAGAAGACCAAGUUGCUGGCCUUACUCCCGGAUUCAUGGUCCUCGCUCAUCAUCAACCUUAAUCGCGACUUGCCCCGCCUCUCGCUUGAAGACGUGAAGCGAGCUAUCCUUCAAGAGGAUUUCCGCCGCCGUGAGUUGGCGAGUGCGGAUGGCGCUGGGGCAGCGAGCAUCGGCCGUGGAUAUGGUCGAGGAAGAGGCAGAGGACGAGGGGGAGGAAGGUUUGGUGGCAACAACUUCGGCGGAGGCCGCAGGAGUGGCGGUUACGGCAGCGACGACAAGAGCUACGGACGCGGUCGCGGCCGAUUCGAUGGCGAGUGUCACUAUUGCCACUGGAGCGGACACAUGUGGCGCGACUGCUACAAAAUCCCUGAUGGUUGGACCCCUGCUCAAGGCCAAGAGGGUAGAGGAGCAGGAGGAGGGAGAGGACGAGGCCGUGGAGGCCGUGGCGGUCGCGGUGGCGGAGCUGCAAACAUGAAGAGCGGAGACAACGACAAGGACCCGAGCGACGAUCGAUACCCGGGUCUAUUCUACUUCGUGUCGACGCAAGUACCGGCUGGUCCAGAGAAGGAUGAAGGCUUUGAGGAGCCAUCAGCUGUAGGGAAGGUGACCCUACACCCCCUGGACUAUUGGGUGAUCGAUAGUGGCGCUACCUAUAGCAUGACACCUCGCCCGGACUUGCUCACCGAACUCGAGCCGUCACCGGUGAAGCAAGUCACAUCGGCUUUGGGGCAGCGAGCAGAGGUGAAAGGCAUGGGCAAGGCCAUGUUCAAGGGUGCUGAUGGGAAGAUGGUGGGCCUCAAGAACGUGCUUUGGGUGCCCAGCCUUGCUGCGAACCUGAUUUCCGUGCGGCGGUUGCAAAAGGCCGGCAUGGACACGAGCUCGAAGGGAGCUAAGACCUACACCGCGAGGCUUGGCGAGCGGAUUCUUUGGGACCUUCACGAGGAUAGGGAUGUCUACAACGAGAUGUGGCAAAUCCCUGUGGUCCCCAUGCCUAAGGAGAGGCAAGUGGCAGCAAGCAUCAGCACCAAGGGUGAAGCGGUUGGUAGCGGCGAUGGCGCGAACGGUCGCGCUAAGGAGAUAAAGUCCAAGAAGUGCAAUCUUGGAGGGACCAGCAAGCUCGGUGAACAUGAGGAGAGUGGUGCAGCAGCUCAUAAGCAGCACAAGGGUGAGGAGAACCCCAAGGCAGCAGCGGAGGAGGAGUACGGAGAGAACAUGUGGGGCACUAUUGCGAGUGCGUCAUUCUCCAAUCCGACUUCGGCUACGGGGGAGUGUGAUUGGCUCACCUUGCAUCGGCGAAUGGGGCAUGUGGCCCUGCCCAUCUUGCAGCAGCUAGUGAAGAAUGAGAUGGUUGCUGGCAUACGUGUGAAGGGGGAGCCCGAUGAGGUGCUUGGCUGCCCGACGUGCAUUCAAGCCAAGUUCACCCGGUUUCCGUUCCCUAGUUCGGAGGCAACGGCAAAGGCACCGCUUGAUGAGGUGGUGAUGGACGUGAAGAGCGACGUGGCUGAAACGUUGAAGACGGAUUGGUUCCCGAUGGUGGAGCGGCAACAAGACCGUCUAGUCAAGUCAAUCCGCACCGAUCGAGGGGGAGAGUUCCUGAGCAAGGAGUUUGGGUUGUGGCUGAAGAAGAAUGGUAUUCGGCACUCCCUCACCAUGCCAUACUCCCCUGCAAUGAACGGCAUCGCCGAGCGAGCGAACCGCACAAUCACGGAGGCGGCACGCGGGUUGCUCAUUGAAGCCGGGCUACCCGACUAUUUCUGGCCUGAUGCGGUGCGGAGCGCGUGUGUGGCCAAGAACAGAGCCUUGACUCAUGUGGGAGCAGACAAAUGGGUGCCCUAUGUGGAGUGGCUAGGAAGGAAGCCAAAGGUGGAUAUGCUUCGGGUGUUCGGGUGCAUGUGCAUGGCGCUCGUGCCUAAGCAUCUUCGGCACAACAAGCUUGGUGCCAAGGCGGUGUGGGCCGUGCACUUGGGCAUGGCUCAAAACAGCAAGGGAUGGCUUCUUUGGGACCCAUUCACCAAGAAGUUCUUGGUGAGCAGGGACUGCAAGUUCAUGGAGAACUUCAUGUACAAGGAUUGGAAGGCGGAGAAUGAGGCGAAGAUAGGCGUGCGGUUUGGGGAGGUGAAGAGUUCCGGUUUGGAGCAUGUGGAGCUGCCUUUGGAGCUGAGCAGCGGCAGCACAACCACAAGGCAAUCCUCCCUUGUGAAUGGGGGAGAGGAGGCCAAUGAUGCAGAGGAAGAAGAGGAGGAGGUGCAGCAAGUGAGCGAGCGUGCACCGUCACUCCCUUCCCGUACUACGAGUGCUCCACGGAUUCGAGCCACACCGCAGCAACGCCAAGGCCUUCAAGUCCCUGCAGCUGAGGAGGAAGGAAGGGGGAAGAGGAGAGUUCAACCCCCUAAUAGGCUGACCUAUGAUGCGCCGGGAAAGCAGGGCAAGACAGCCCUGGCCGGAGCGGCAAUGAUGGUCGGAGACGACGAGGAGAGUGACUACGAGGAGUGUGCCUUCGCGUUCUUCUCUCCGGUGGAGAUGCCGGGAGAACCAGCAACUCUCAAGGAGGCUUUGGAGAUUAGUGAUGCUGAGGAGUGGAAGAAGGCCAUGGAGAGUGAGCUGAAGAGCAUCGAGGAGAAUGACACGUUUGAAUUGGUGGAGCUACCGGACGGGCGUACGGCGAUAACGUCCAAGUGGCUCUUCAAGAUCAAGUCCGACGCCGACGGCAAGAUCGAGCGCUACAAGUCUAGGCUUGUGGCGAAGGGGUACCAGCAGAAGGAGAAGGUGGACUAUAAGGAGUUGUUUGCUCCUGUGGUGAAGCCGACGACGCUGCGAACCCUACUCGCGGGAGCUGCCAUCAAAGGAUGGGUGGUGAAACAAAUGGAUGUCACAACGGCAUUCCUCAAUGGCGUCCUUGAGGAAGAGAUUUUUAUGGCGCAGCCAGAGGGGUUUGAUGAUGGUAGUGGCAGAGUGUGGAAGCUGAAGAAGGCCCUCUAUGGGCUGAAGCAGGCCCCUAGGCAAUGGUACAUGAAGCUGCGCGAAGUGUUGGAGGGGAUCGGCUUCACUCCCUCAACGGCCGAUCACUCCUUGUUCAUGCUUGGCGAGGGGGAGCAGAGGAGUUUCAUGGUGGUUUAUGUGGAUGACAUCCUCAUUUUCUCACCCUCUUCUGACCUUGUGAAGGAGGUGAUGCUGAAGCUUCAAGACAAGUUCAAGUGCAAGGCCCUUGGUGACGUGAGCUUCUACCUUGGGCUCCACAUCGAACGAGAUGUGGAGAAGCGGUGGAUGCGGGUGCAUCAACGAAAGUACCUGGAGGCAUUGGCUGCCAACUUUGGGCAGAGUGAAGGCCAUGUGGCUACACCCUUUCCCUCUGGGUUCAAGUGUGUGAAGGGACCAGAGGAGGAGAGCGUUGGUGAAGAGGAGAGGCGCCGAUUUCACUCGUUGGUGGGCAGCCUCAUGUAUGCGGCGGUAAACACCCGACCGGACGUCGCGUUUGCUACCGGGCAGCUGGCUAGGGUUGUGCAAUGCCCUAAUGAGGAGCAGGUAGCAGCUGGAAGGAGGGUGGCCAAGUAUCUUGGCCAAACACCGACCGUUGGGCUGCAAUACUCGGCGGCGGCACAAAGGCGCCAAAAGGGCGCGGAUGGUGUUGAACCCGGGCGUUUGUUCCUCACCGCCUACUCGGAUGCUUCAUAUGCAUCAGAACCAGAGGACAUGACAAGUGUCGGAGGCUUCAUAUGCUGUGUUGGUGGAGGCCCAACUGCUUGGGAGAGCAAGAAGCAGGUUGACCAAGCUUUGAGCUCGGUGGAGUCCGAGUACAUGGCACUCUUCCGUGCCGUACGGGAGAUUGUGUGGCAGCGGCGUUUGUUGGCUGAAUUGGGGGAGGAGCAGCAAGGACCUACCCCACUGUACUCACAUGAGAGUGAAGUGGCAUUGGACGAGGAGCAUGGUAACCGCGGGUGA
Closterium sp. Naga37s-1 is the source of this 4500-nucleotide messenger RNA. The record is from the annotation of a GenBank genome assembly. Lineage: Eukaryota; Viridiplantae; Streptophyta; Zygnematophyceae; Desmidiales; Closteriaceae.